AUACGCAGAAACAUUUUUAUUUUAAUUCUAAUAUCAAAACUAAGCGUUAAAUUAGAAGUUGAAGAUUCUAAAUACUUAAGAUUUAUUCUUUAUAUUGCAAUUUAAAAUAAGAUUAGAAUUAUUGUAAUAUAUUAAUUAUAAUAUAUUAAAAAUUUAGAAUUGAACUUUGUUUAAAUAUCAAGAAUCAUUAAUUACUUUUGGAAUCGCAUAAUGGCCCGAAAUGAUACAGAUUCGGGAGGUCUUUUUGUAAAUUUUAAUCAGAAUAUAACGUCUUUAGCGGUCGCAUCUAAGUCUGGAUAUAGUCUCGUUAGUUUGGCUAGUGUUGAUUCUGUUUUAGAAAAAAUUUAUAGCUGCAAAAUAGAUGAAAUAUUUUUAAUAGAAAGACUAUUUGAAAGUUCAUUAGUCGCUGUGGUAUCAUUAAAAGCACCUAGAAAAUUAAAGGUGUGUCAUUUCAAAAAGAAAAGUGAAAUAUGUAAUUAUUCUUAUUCUAAUACGAUAUUGGCGGUUAAAUUAAAUCGUGAACGUUUAGUGGUCUGCUUAGAAGAAAGCUUAUACAUACACAAUAUACAAGAUAUGAAAGUAGUACACACUAUUCGUGACACCCCAAGUAAUCCAACGGGCUUAUGUGCAUUAUCUUCGUCUUCUGAGCAUUGCUAUUUAGCUUAUCCAGGAAGUGUUACAUCUGGUGAAGUUCAAAUUUUUGAUGCAAUUAAUUUACACGCAAAAACUAUGAUUCCAGCUCACGAUUCGCCAUUAGCUGCUAUUGCUUUCAGUCCGUCAGGAACGGAAAUUGCUACUGCUAGUGAACGAGGUACAGUAAUUCGAGUAUUUUCUUUAGAUGGCACAAGAUUAUUUGAAUUUAGACGCGGCGUAAAACGUUGUGUUUCAAUUGGAUCUCUGUCAUUUAGUACUUGUUCUGAAUAUUUAGUAUGCAGCUCGAAUACAGAAACAGUUCAUAUAUUUAAAUUAGACCGAACAUAUGCAGAACCCGAAAGUAAACAAAGUUCUGACGACUGGAUGGGCUAUUUAAGCAAGACUGUUUCGAGCUAUUUACCCACACAAGUUGCUAAUGUUUUCACUGGGAGAGCUUUUGCUUCUGUUGUAUUGCCAGAAGCUGGUAUAAAACGUUUAUGUGCAAUAGCUACUAUUCAAAAGACUCUAAGACUUUUAGUGGCUUCUCAAGAUGGAUACUUUUACGUUUAUUCUAUACCACAAAUUGAAGGUGGUGAGUGCCAAUUAAUAAAAAAACACGAUUUAAAAAGUGUUGAAAACAUAACGAUUGAGUUAAAAGAAUCUGCCCCUGCAAAUAUAGAAGAAAAUAAAACUUCUGGUCCAAGCUAUGCAUCAGCCGUUAAAGGUAGUGAAACUCAAUAAAUGAUUAAAAACUUGAAAAGAAAUUUAUUUAAGAAGAUUUGAAAUUAAAAAUAUUAAUUUUUAAAAUAUGUAAUCUAUAUUUAAACAAAUAUGGUGAAUUAAAAUUCUCAAUUUGUUUUUUUUUUCAAGUACAUAAUAAGUUCCACCUCAGAAUAAAACUUUAUAUUAGGGUUUCUUUAAUUAUUAGUCUU
Condylostylus longicornis is the source of this 1565-nucleotide messenger RNA. RefSeq names its product WD repeat domain phosphoinositide-interacting protein 2 (gene Atg18a). NCBI's taxonomy places the organism in Eukaryota, Metazoa, Arthropoda, Insecta, Diptera, Dolichopodidae. Bases 211 to 1374 code for a protein of 387 amino acids. Gene Ontology annotation, biological process: protein lipidation; protein localization to phagophore assembly site; autophagy of mitochondrion. The transcript has 7 exons. Gene Ontology annotation, cellular component: cytosol; extrinsic component of membrane; phagophore assembly site membrane. The record is from RefSeq and is a predicted model, not a curated record. Gene Ontology annotation, molecular function: phosphatidylinositol-3-phosphate binding; protein binding; phosphatidylinositol-3,5-bisphosphate binding.